This is a messenger RNA of Cryptococcus wingfieldii CBS 7118, 1449 nucleotides long. RefSeq names its product polysaccharide synthase Cps1p. The coding region runs from base 1 to 1449 and encodes 482 amino acids. The transcript is spliced from 7 exons. Lineage: Eukaryota; Fungi; Basidiomycota; Tremellomycetes; Tremellales; Cryptococcaceae. The record is from RefSeq and is a predicted model, not a curated record.
AUGUUGUAUCUCACCGCAGACAAGUUUCCUGUCUUCGUCCCAUUCGGUGUCAUUGGUUUUUACCGGUACCUUUGGUAUUGCAUUCGACUUUUGGCUCGCUUCACCUACCGCCCUAUCCCCUUACCACACACCCCCACAUACGUUGCCAGCGAAGAUGUGACCAUCAUCGUGCCUACCAUCGAUGCCGGUGAAGAGUUUAAAGAGGCCGCUCGUUCAUGGCUAGUCGGCAACCCGAAAGAAAUCAUCAUUGUCACGGAAAACAAGAUGGCCCCGCCCCUGCAAGACCUUGCCAACGCCGUUGACCCUGAAAAGAUUCGCGUCCUCACCGUCCCUGCCGCCAACAAGCGUCUUCAAAUGGCCCAUGGUAUCCGAAACACCUCUACCGAUAUCAUUGUCUUUGCCGACGACGACGCUAUCUGGCCUCCCCAGCUCCUGCCGUAUGUCCUUGCUUGCUUUGAGGACCAGCAGGUUGGUGGUGUCGGUACCAGUCAGAGGGUCCAGCCUUGUAACGAGCGUAUGACGAUCUGGGAAGUGCUCGCCGCUUUCCGAUUGACCAUCCGAAACAUUGAAAUUGCCUCUUCUACCCACAUUGACGGUGGUAUCCCUUGUCUGUCUGGCCGUACCGCUGCCUACCGUACCAUCAUUCUCAAAGACCCCGAAUUCCUCCACGGCUUUACCAACGACUUUUGGCUCGGCAAGUACCACCUCAACUCUGGUGACGACAAGUUCCUCACCCGAUGGAUGGUGUCUCACGGCUGGAACACGUAUGUGCAGGUCUGCAAGGAGGCCGAGCUUUUGUCGACUAUGAAGCCCAACUGGCGGUUCUUGCUUCAGGUCUUGAGGUGGACUCGUAACACUUGGCGAUCCGACAUCAGGUCGAUCUUUACCGAGAGGCAUGUCUGGACCAAGCACCCGUAUGUGGCGUACACGAUGAUUGACAAGUUUAUCAAUCCGUUCACGUUGCUGGUUGGACCGUGUUUGGUCAUCUACCUGAUUGUUAAGAGUACGAGGAGUAUUGAUGAUGGUGGUUACCAUCUGCCUGCUUGGGAUAUCGUCGUUUCUUAUCUUGUCUGGCUCAUGAUUACGAGAACGCUCAAGCUUUUACCCCAUUUGUGGUACAACCCCACCCACAUCAUCUACGUCCCCGCUUUCAUUCUAUUUGGUUACUACUUCGCCAUCAUGAAGCUCUAUGCCGCUUUCACGCUUUAUCAGACCGGAUGGGGUACCCGUACUGGUAUCGGAAAUGUCACCGAAGCCACCGAGGCUGCCGAGAAGGAACAGCUCGAAGCCCGCCAACGGCAACUAGAUGCGCAACAGCAGCACCCGCCCCACCAGCACGGUGCUGCGCAAGUGUAUGGCGGCCAACAAGGUUACUCUGACCAAGGGCAAGGGUAUGCGCAGUACAACCAACAGUACCCCCAAGAGGGACAGCGCGAGCCAAAGGCGUAG